This is a messenger RNA of Cetraspora pellucida, 675 nucleotides long. NCBI's taxonomy places the organism in Eukaryota, Fungi, Glomeromycota, Glomeromycetes, Diversisporales, Gigasporaceae. The record is from the annotation of a GenBank genome assembly.
AUGAUAAAUAAUAUAGCAAGAAAGCAGACCCAUAUUGCAAAAGCAAGAUGUUUACCUACAUUGAAAUAUGUAUCUACCUUGUUAAAUCCAAUUCCACAAUAUAUAGGUCAAAGGCCACCUAGUGAUUAUUGUGAUAUGAUUAUACAGGCAUGGGCAUCUGUUAUACCAAAUAUGAUAGCUCUUGAAAAUACAAAUGCUAGAGAUUUUGAUGAUGCUGUCAAAGUCAAAAUUAUGAAAGGUAAAAUGGCAGAAAAAUAUGUAUCAGUACUACCUCAAAAUAAUUUUGUAAAUCCAGCAGUUAAUAUUAAUACAAAUGAUGAUGCACAAGUAUUAGAAACUCUUAAAACUUAUUUAUCAGGUGAUCGAGAACUUUAUAGUUGGAUGAGAAAUGAAAAUAUAGCAGGUAUUAAUAAAUUUUUCAUUUUAUUAAAAAAUCUAUGGCUUGAACAUUCUAGUUUAUAUGUAGAUCAAAACUCUGAUCAAGCACAACCAAAGAAAAAAUCAUUAGCAAAGCAGAAUGACAAUAUUAUAUUACAAUUUAUAGUUUUACAACCAGUAUUUCCCUCAUAUAAUGAAAUGCAAAAAUUGUUUCAAGCUAUGUUAGAAAAACAGAAGGCUGAAUUCAAGGCCGAGAUUAAAAAAUUAAAAACUGAAUUCGAAUCAAAAAUGAGCUAG